Messenger RNA from Tachysurus fulvidraco (yellow catfish), 5534 nucleotides. It is a transcript of the gene ino80da, whose product is annotated as INO80 complex subunit D. Gene Ontology annotation, cellular component: nucleus. NCBI's taxonomy places the organism in Eukaryota, Metazoa, Chordata, Actinopteri, Siluriformes, Bagridae. The record is from RefSeq and is a predicted model, not a curated record. The transcript has 10 exons. Bases 544 to 3375 code for a protein of 943 amino acids.
CACUCUCACACAGACACAACUUAGCUCGACACCAGGGAGGACGUGUAGCCACAGCCUGACACAAUGCUUUACAGAACACACUCCAACUUUCUAGCUGCCGGACAUAUCAGGACAUCCUCUGUCCCACAAACCUGUGACAGUUUAGUGAAAUGGAAAUGCAUAAUGAAUCGGCAUUUCGCCUGUAGUUUAAUACCGAGCCCAACUUCCAAAAUGGUAGAAGAGGUUGUUGUCGAGCUUUACGGUGUUGUCAUGUCCCCGCAGUGCCGAUAGUGGUGCUGUGAGGAGUCUACCGAGGACUGAACUUAAAAAACAGCAGCCUAGCACUUCCAAUGUUAGCCGAGGUUAAUAUAUAUAUUAAUGCACCAUUACUCUAUAAUUACAGGCUCAAGGCUUCAAAAAGGAUUAUUGUCUGUAGUAUAUCGAGUACUGAUGCAUAUAUGGUCCAGCUGAUUAUAUUAGGCAUUUUCACGGUGUACCCGGAGUGAAUACCCCGUAGAGCCUGUACUAAUUAAAGCUGAUGUUUUCAAGGAAUAGAGUCACGUGAUGUAUGAGGGGAAACACAUACACUUCUCAGAGGUGGACAAUAAGCCUUUGUGCUCAUACAGCCCUAAACUCUGCAAGCAGCGCAGACUCAAUGGGUAUGCCUUCUGCAUACGGCAUGUUUUAGAGGACAAGACUGCUCCCUUUAAACAGUGUGAAUAUGUGGCCAAAUACAACAGCCAGCGAUGCACCAACCCCAUUCCUAAAGCCGAGGACCGCAGAUACUGUAACAGCCACCUGCAAGUGCUGGGCUUCAUCCCCAAAAAGGAGCGUAAGAAAAAACAUGAUGCGCUGGAUUCUGUAGCACUGAACAUCACAGUGCCCUCUUUAGCUCUCAAGGCCUCUAAUGGCUUAGAUGGUUUGCCUCCGUCUCCACCCUGUACCCGUUUGCCCCCCCUUGCUCUGACUGACGCACACCUGCUUGAUCCCUUCGCCUUUUACGAGGAAGAUUUGGAUGGAGUGGAGAGCACCACACACAAGACCUCUGUACUUAAGAGGAAGCCUGCCAGUCGGCUAGUGCUUAGUCAGCAAGGGCCACGUCAUGACGCCAACCUUCCUUCACCCACAUCAGAGCAAUUGACAUCAGUCACAGUGACCAGCACACUGCCCAAAUCACCACACCUACCACCAUCAACACCAGCAGUGCCACCUACACCUCCCCCACCCUCCCUGCAUGCUGGUCACGUUUCCUAUAUCCAGCAGGGGGCAUCACUGGCUCUGCUAUGUAAGCCAGCUCCAGCGCCUAUUGAUGCCUCUCUGGUGCCCACCACGCCCCCCUCAGCAAGCCAGCAGUAUCGGAAAAGCUUUCUCAUGUCCCCCAAUCACCCAUCUACUGGUCCUCGGGAUUGUCCACAGAGCUGCACCAUCGUUCUGCGACCCACUGCCUUCACAGCACCUCCUGCCUGCCUGUCAAGGCUACAGCAUCUUGUGCAGCUUUGUGCAGUCAGACACAAGGAGCAUGGAGACCUCUUUCCUCAUCUUGGACUGGACUGGUCAGAGGAAAGUGCUGAUGAGGAUGAAGAAGCAGAAGAGAGAAUUCCUUUAUUGCCUCAGGCAUGGAGACUGCAAGAAGGGAGUCCUUGCCACCACUAUGUUGGUGAACGUGAGGAGCCUCGGCGGUCUCGUCUGGCUCAGCUCUGUACAUAUUUGCAGGAGCGCUACAAGCACUUGUGUAGGCAAGAGAGAGCUGCCACACGCCACACCAGAUACAAAUACGCCUUUAGGAAAGCUCUGCUCCAUGCAGCUAGCAAGGACCCUGACUGUACAGGAGAACUCAUCCAGCAGCUUAGUAAAACAUCACAUGCCUCCAGCAGGCAUGCAGUACAACAGGAAGUUGAAAAAUCUGUGUGUACUGGUAGCACCAAGGGUCAAUCCUGCACCAAUCCAUCUCUGCCUUAUACACGCCACUGCUUCCAACAUAUCCUGCUGAACCGCUCACAGCAGCUCUUCUCCAGCUGUACUGCACGAUUUGCUGAUGGGCAGCAGUGCUCUGUUCCUGUCUUUGACAUCACACACCAGACACCUCUCUGUGAUGAACAUGCCAAGAAAAUGGAUAAUUUCCUACGUGGGGAUAGUAACAGGAGGGUGCAGCAACAGCAGAGGCGGCCACGUAAAAAGACCAAACCUCCAGCGUUGACAAAGAAACACAAGAAAAAGAGGAGGAAAGUCGUGCGGCGUCCCCAGAAACCCAUUCCGCCUGCCCUACCACAGGGAAACCUACCCAUGCCCCCCACAUUGGCACUGCCCACCCACCAUGCCAGUAUCAGGAGCCCCUCCACACCUGACCUCAGUGCAGAUGAACUUCCAGAUGAUAUCACCACUGAUAUAGCAGAUAUUCCAAAUGAUUUGGAGUUGAAUCAGGAGGACUUUUCUGACGUGCUGCCCAGAUUGCCUGAUGACCUGCAAGACUUUGACCUGUUUGAGGGUAAGAAUGGUGAGUUGCUUCCCACCACAGAAGAGGCAGAGGAGCUGGUUCGUGCACUGCAGGCGAUGGGCUCAUAUCCUGACACGCUGGUUUGUUUGAAUUCCAUGGCUGAACUGGCCCCGGCUGAUGACCAUCGUGCCAUGAGUGUCUUCUCUGGCUCCGGAGUCACGGUGACGGCCAUGGGCGAGCUCCUAAAUGGUCGAAUAGCAUCAGACAACUUCCCGAGUCUGGAGCUGGAGGACAAUCUCCUCCAUCACUCAGCAGAUGAGCAUUUCCCACCUUCCCUCUCUCCUCAGCCACCACCAGCCACUGCCUCUGCUCCUGCUGCUGGCUCGAACCGUACACUGAACGAGCGAACAUUCCCUCACUCGGCUCUAUCUAAACCCGAGCCUGCGCUGCCCUCCUCUCCUCCAGGGAGUCAUUACAGCAGUGACCAUGUGCCGUCUCCUUAUAGUGACCAUAUCUCCUCCCCACACUCUGUCUCCUAUCAGACUGAGCCUCCUCUCCUACUAGAGGUGCCUCUCAGUGGAUUACCAGGCACUCCUCGAUCCUCCUGGAGCAGUCUUGCCCUGUCCCUCACAGAAACAAUGCAGUUUGGGAACCUCCUGACACAGGACACUCAUCUUCUCUCCACCUCUCUGUCUACUCCUCCCUCCAUAACACACCCACCCUCUGCUCCUUCCUCUUCUCCUCCAAACUCUCCCUGUGAUCUGCUCAGUACUAGCCAGCCCAAACUGCAGCUCCCUCAGUUCAGUGCGGCCUUUGGUCAUCAGCUUGCCUCUCACAGCGGCAUCCCGAAAGACGUACAGCCCAGCCACAGUUCCACAGCACCCCCUACGGGAUUUACAAGUGCUGGUGCCACUGCUGCAGGUGCCAUCAGUGUGGCACCUACUUUCCAGCAGGGCAAGUGAAGGAAAAGGCAGGCAUGUGUACACACCCACAUCUUAGCCUUUUUCAGGGUUCUGUUAAAGCAGUUGAAGGGGAGGGAUUGUCAUGAUGUUUUUUUUUGUUGUGCCUGAGUUUGUGUGUCAUCUCGAGGCCUGGUUUAUCCCAGAACACGGGUCAGUAUGUUACUGCCUCUCCCACAUCAUCACAUCACUCACUAACCCCCACUCUGUCUCUACUUCUGUCUGCUUCGGCUUAAUGAAGCCUUGAAGUAAUGUCUGUGCUGUUUAAGAGUGCACAUUAUAUAUAAAAUCAGAUCACCAUGAGGGUGUCAAAAGAGGUGCCGAGAAUAUCCGCCAAACAACUUUUAUCCAGAAGAUUUUAUCUUGCACUGUACAUAUUAAACCUUUUAUGCAGACACUCAGAUGAAGCUUACUCAGUGGACCUAUCCUGGGCUGUAAACUUUCCUGUUCAGAGACCUCACAGGCACCUGAAAGUAAAAACCUGGUUACUCAAAGCAAUAAAGCACAUACUCUAUCAUUACAGUAUUUAAACCAUGUGUCAGUUUCAGUAAUGUACCUCACAGCAGUCAGACUGCUUGAUCAAUGUGGGUCUGUGAAAGUGUUUCUCAUUGAAAACUGAGAAAGAACUCGCAGUGCUUAGGCUGUGUAAUUUCUCAUUUAGAAAUCAUCAACAUAGCUCAUGCAGAAAACAAAUAGCUUUUAUGAUGAAAGGGAAAAAAACAGAUCUUUUUUCACCAAAUAUAAUAAUUCAAAAUGUUCCAGUCUAUGGUGCUUAUUACAUUUAGAAUAAAAUGGCUUAAUGAGGUUUCUCUUUAAAGCAGAUUGGUCUUUUAAAUGGGGCUAGACAUGAAGGCUGCAUGGCUAAAUAAUUGUUAAAUGACCCUAUCUUUGCUGUGCUGGGACCUUUGGUGCAAUUUCUACAGAGCAGGACUGUUCACACACUUCUCCUCCUCAAACUUCCACAGUAAACCAGCUUUAAACUCCACCCUAGACUGGUUGCAUGGCGAUUAAAGUGUCUUUAUCACUCGCUCUUUCCACUGAGAGGCAGCAACCUUCACUUAAUCCUGGCCUGUUUUUAAUACACUGUCAGUUGUGUCUAGAAAACAACGGUUGGGGAGAUUUUAGACAGAAUGACUAUUACAUAAUAUUGUCAGUUGUAACAUAUUUAUAGAGUAGUAAUUGAAUUUGGACAUAAUUGGCUUUUAUUGGUGAGUUUAUCUAAGUGGCAGUGAAGCAACUACAAAAUUAUUUAAAGAAAAUUAUUUGCAGGAAGCCAGGUGGAGUCCUAGUUUUGUUGUGUACCUGUCACUAGUUUUAAUGGCUAUCAAAAUUCUAGUUAUUUGAUAUUUCCAGGUGAAUGAAUGUCGUUUGUGCUUUAUUGUCUUUCAUUUGGACAAAGACUGUGACAGUAUUUUUGAUAGCUAUUAAAAUCCGGCUAGCAGUAAUAGUGGAAAGUGUGGUGUUUUGCAUGAAUACAACAACAAAUGACCCAUAUUGUGAAUUAAAUAGAUAAACAUGGAAGCUUGCAUCCAAAGUGAAAGAUUGGUGGGAAUGCAAGUGUGGUGAUGGGCAUAUUAUUUUUUCUUUAACAAAUCAAAAUGUAAUUUGAUUAACUCCCAUGAAUCGGUUAAAAUGUGAUCAUGCUGUAGCAAGUGAUUUUCAUCUUUUAAUUUGUUCUUAAAAAUCAAGGCCACAAACAGGAGUUCUGUCUUUUUGUUGAUUCAAGAAAUUAUGAGAAAUCGUUUUUCAGUACCAUCAUUUUGCAUCCCUGCAGCCGUACUAACCCCCAGAUAUACGUUGCAUUGAGAUUUACUGCACAGUCAACUUGAGUCAAUCCUAAAAACUAAGCCAUCUUCAGGGCUCCGCUGGCACUUGAAACCGCUUAAAAGCUGAACAAUGGCUGACAAAUUCCUAUACUCAGUGAAUGUACUGUAUAACUGUUUUUAAAUGAUAGGAUGAGCUAAUAAUCUAGUCACCUUUUGUUAUUGGUCCUUGUUUAAUGUCUAAGGUAUUUUUUGUAUACAAAAGUUUACAUUUUUAUGUAUAUUUUUCUUGUAUAAAAUAUGUAAUAUGUGUAUAAACAUUGUAUGGAAUACCUGUAUAUAGUGUGAGAAAAUUUGAUCUUUGUUUUUUGAUGUAUGAAUAAAACUUGCUGUGCUGAA